AUGCGCGGUUCUCUUGUUGUCCUACUUCUUGCCAGCUUUUCCAUCGCCUCGCCAACUCUGGAGAAGCGAGCAAUUACAUGUCUCAAAGUUGGCCAAACAGCCACUGCCUCAUGGACCAAUAGUGCUGGGAAGAAAUGUACUUUCACGGGUGUUGUUGGUAGCAACUACGGUGCCAACCCUUCCGGAUCAGGAGAAUGCGGAGCCGGGUGCAGCGGCACUGCUGUUGGCAACGUCUAUACGCAAGAUUGCUUCUCUCACGAUAUCUGCUCGUACUUCAACUCCGCCUCCGGCGGUGCCAGUGACCCCAAUUGCGGAGCUGCUUUCAAUGCGGCUGUCGAUGAUACUGCUUUAGGUUUUGCGAAUGGUUGCAGCCAGACGAAUCCAAGCAACAGUGUUGCCAAACCCAAUAGUGUUCCAGUUUGCAAUUAG
Fusarium subglutinans is the source of this 429-nucleotide messenger RNA. RefSeq lists its product as uncharacterized. The coding region runs from base 1 to 429 and encodes 142 amino acids. The record is from RefSeq and is a predicted model, not a curated record. The transcript has 3 exons. NCBI's taxonomy places the organism in Eukaryota, Fungi, Ascomycota, Sordariomycetes, Hypocreales, Nectriaceae.